Funneliformis geosporum is the source of this 329-nucleotide messenger RNA. Lineage: Eukaryota; Fungi; Glomeromycota; Glomeromycetes; Glomerales; Glomeraceae. The record is from the annotation of a GenBank genome assembly.
AUGAAGUAAUUCAAGCCACUGAGCCUUAUGCUUUAUGGAAAGCACUUGGAGAAAAAGAAAAAGCAGGUGAAUUCUCUGAAUUUUUUAAAGAGUUUUGGGAACUGGAAAACAGAAUUGAAUAUUUUCCUUAUGGUUCUAAAUUAGCAGAUCCUUUUCAAGAUGGAAAAAAACCAAGUUAUACCAUUGAAAAACAACAAGCAAUCAAAAACUCCCCUAACUUCUAUCAACAAGCACCAUUUUUAACGAUUGCUGAGGAUUUGCUGAAACUGAUAAAGGAGGAUAAAAUAGAGCAAAUUAUUUUCCUAUCUGCUUACGAUAAAAAAGUUUGA